AUGCGAGCUCAGCACACACUCCUCCUGCUCACCACUGCAUUCACGUUGGCCAGUGCUGAGAUUGUGGCAUAUACAGACUGUGGCUCCAAACUCACAGUCAAUUCAGUCAGCGUGGAACCGUGCCCCACGACACCGUGUGCUCUGAAGAGAGGGGGCUCCGCUACGAUACGCAUCGUGUUCCGAACAGACAAGAAUCCUGAACUUCCUGGGGACGCUCAAGUGCAAGGAAUCAAAUGGGGAUUCACUUUCCCUUUCGAACUGGAUUCUACGCAGAUAUGUGAGGACAUCCGACCGCGCUGUCCACUCCGAUCACAACGACGGUACACAUACACCAAAACCGUAUUAAUCGCAUCGUGGUAUCCAGCGGUGUACGGUACAGUUCGCUGGAGGCUGAAGAACACAAACGGUGAUUCGAUGGUCUGUAUCGAGUUUCCAGCUGAGCUGGCUUAG
Messenger RNA from Opisthorchis viverrini, 450 nucleotides. RefSeq lists its product as hypothetical. Gene Ontology annotation, molecular function: sterol binding. Gene Ontology annotation, biological process: sterol transport. Lineage: Eukaryota; Metazoa; Platyhelminthes; Trematoda; Opisthorchiida; Opisthorchiidae. The record is from RefSeq and is a predicted model, not a curated record. The transcript is spliced from 4 exons. Bases 1 to 450 code for a protein of 149 amino acids.